AUGCAUCUUUCGCUAUACGGUCUUCUGGCCUCAUUGGCACUGCAAGGACUUCCGUAUCAAGUCCACGGACGAGCUCUUCCGGACAAAGUACUAGGAGCUUGCGAUGGAGAGAAUUGUCCCUCGUCAUCAUUCACGUUCGAGCCUCGUGCCUGGAGUGCAGGACAUCCGCAAGAUUCAAACCUCCUAGUCGAUGACGUACCCGAGGGGCUGAGUCCAGAAGACUCCUUCGACAGAAUCGUCGUUAGACGAGCAAAGUCUCCAGGUAGUUCCUCACUAGACACCAGUAGUCCAAACAGUCCAAAUAGUCCCAGCACAAACAACGACCCUCUGAAUCCUGCUCCCCCACCUCAAGCAUCUGGACAGCCCGGCAGCCCUCUACUUCUGAGCGACUCUGCCCAGCCAUCUAAUCCCGGAGCGCCUCUCAUCCUCUCUAGUGCCCCUGCAGCAGCAGCAAGUGAUGAACCGGAUGCUUCCGCCAGUGCGUCUAACCCUGUGCAAGCCACUCCGGCCACUGCAAGUGCCGGUGGUUCUCCGACCGAAGUUUGCAAGCGAAGCACCUCCGGUCUCGGUCGUCGCUGCCCGCCUCCUGACCCUGAUGAUGCGAGCGCAUUAGAGAGUGGCGACAGGAGCGACCCGCCGAAUGUUCCACAAGAAUCGAGGCCCAAUCCGAACAAUUGGUAUUUCAAGAACAAUGCGCCUGAUCUGAAAUUUCCCUCUUAUCACGACAACUAUAAAAUUGCAAAAUUCGAAGACUUGCCAAACGGAAUUUUCAGCCAAUCCGACAGCGGGAUAGGGCGACAGACCAUUCGAAAUAUCUUCGACUCCAUCGACCCAAGUAUAUCUAACCCAGGACCUGCAGGCAGAACAAACUUUGUGUCCUCAAAGACCCCUGCGGACUCCAAGCCGAUGCAGCAGAACACUUUCUCCGAGGACGGAAGGAUCAUCGUCGCUGAAUUUAACGACGUCAACCUAGACGGUAACCAAAAGCUCUCCAGAGUCAGAUGGAACCGUCUCAUUGUCGAGCAGUAUCAAGAAUUGAUGAAGGAGCGUGGCUUGGGGACUGCCAACUUGCAGCCCAUGGGCCGUAACCAGAUCGAUAAUACUGCCACGAAGACCACUUUGCAGACAGCGAUCAGGAAUGUUUACGCUCGUGACAGUGCAGUCGAGGACCUCGACGAAGACCAAGUCUUCAGAUUCAGGUCAGACUCCGACAAUCCAGACGAAAAGAAAGCUUUCGAUGCCUUGAGCUUCUCCGACAAUGUCAACGGUGUUUGGUGGAUGUUGACCGAGUCUUAUCAGACUCUGGGAAAGAAGAGAAUCACUGCAAUAUAUGGCAGGCUUGAUGCAGGGAAUCCAGAAAAUAAAGAGUUGCUGGCUGAUUUGGUGCUAGAAUUUGGGCCCGCCUGA
Messenger RNA from Rhinocladiella mackenziei CBS 650.93, 1407 nucleotides. RefSeq lists its product as uncharacterized. Lineage: Eukaryota; Fungi; Ascomycota; Eurotiomycetes; Chaetothyriales; Herpotrichiellaceae. Bases 1 to 1407 code for a protein of 468 amino acids. The record is from RefSeq and is a predicted model, not a curated record. The transcript is spliced from 2 exons.